AUGGGCCUCACGCAACAGUUUGUGAUCCCCAACGCAGACGUGGGUCGGGGGCAUGUUGUGCAGGCGCUGCACCCGUCCUCGCCGCUGAUAGCGGUGGCUGGCUCAAAAGAGCGCGUACUCAUCACGAGCAAGCUGGGUAAGGUGGAGCAUCAGUUCCCCAUGCCGGGUGUUGUGGACAUGGCAUGGGAGUGCGGCAGCGACACGCUCGCCAUCAUCACCAGCCGCUCCUCUGCGGUGCACUUGUACACGCAUCGCACACACCACAGCGACACCAUAGACACAAAGCUGAGUGACCUGUGCUUCAUCUCCUGGUCCCCUGCGCAACCGCUAUUCGCCGCCGGCUCGAAGAGCGGUCAAUUUGUACUGUACAACCGGAGAACACUGCGGCUUGUGCCCGUUGUGGGGACGCACACGAAGCAGGUGAUCUCCGCCGUGUGGACGCAUGCGCAGGACCACCGUCUAGUGAUUAUCUCCGCAGACUGCACCUUGUCCAUAUCUGACGCUGAAGGCAACAAGCUCCAAACGAUUCCAUUGCCAUCUAUACCGAAGUCGGUGUGUGUCUCUUGGGCGCCCGGCUCGCCGAAGCAUUUGAGUCUCGCUGCUGUGAACCUGAUCACCGCAGUACUGGUUGUUGACCUUCGCUCCUUCACAACGUCAGGCGGCCAAUUCAACGGCAAUCUUGGCCCCAUCACGUGCCUGACUGCCGGCCGCAAUGGCGAGUUCGUGGCGGGGUUCAAGAGCGGCGCGGUGGGUCUGCUGGACCUGGCCGGCAGCGAGGUACGGCUGCGCAGUUCCGUGAGUGUGUCGAAGGACGCCGUACACAUGGUGAACUUCGGCGAAGGCAGCGGUCUUGUCGCGGCUGUCGCUGAGCACCGUGUGUGUCUUUUGCGUAUCAACGAUGAUGGUAUCGCUGCUACCGGCGACGAGGCCACGUUGGGCCUCGGCGACGGCGUGCCAGAGUCGCUCAAGUGGUCGAGAGACGGCCAGCAUCUCCUCCUCGCCACGGACCAGGGCAAUGUCACCGUAUUCACACUAAACGUGCUGAACGUCAGCGCCUCAUACGGCACGCUUGUCUUUUCCUUUAUCUCCACCCGCACUAUUGGAGUGAAGAACUUGCAAGAUAGUCGUGUGGUAUGCACAGUGCCCGUAAACAGCGACCCAACCUUUAUGGCAGCGGGCAUGGCGAUGCUGGGCAUCGGCGAGAACAACCAGGUGUCCUACUACGAGUAUUUCAUCCCCAAUAGCCUCGCAUGUCCCAUGGCGGACCUGGGCAAGAAUCUGUCAGAGGCGCCACAGCAGGCGCACUCGAGGUUUCUGAGGACGGUGGAGUACACGUCGACGGUCACCGACCUGAAGGUGAACUCACAGCUAGCGGCGGUUGUGUGCGACGGGCGAGUGCAGUUGAGCCCAAUCCGCGACACCCCACAGGCUGCCGCGCCCUUGUACUUCCCUCAGAGCGGUGACACGCGCCUCGUCUCCAUCGGCCUCUCCGAGGUGUUUUUCCUCUACGCGACGACGAGUCGCGUGAGCGUCUACGCGCUGCACAACAUGCAGCAGGUGGCCACGUUUGCAUGCAACACAGGUCUCAAGCGCGCCUUCCCGAAUCCCGCCUGCACGCGCGUCGCCUACGUGGACGAAGGCAACAAGCUCUUCAACCUGAAUCUCGUGACAGAGGUGGCGAACAAGGCGGAAGGCUUUGAGUCGGACCAGAAGACGGUGCUAUGGGAUCAGGCAGAGGCGACGAUCUUCAUCACGCACGACAGCCAGAAGUGUGUUACCUUUGUGAAUACACCGCACAGCCGCCACGGCGCGACGUGUGAAUCGGUGCUGGUGAAGGAGAGCAGCAGCACGAACCUGUACACGCCACUGCCGCCCAACUACACCCCCAUCACACUCUUUCGCGGUGCGGUUGUGUGCCAGACGCCGAACGGGACACUGGACUCAGUGCCGCUGCACACGCACAGUAACAUCUUCUUGCGGACUCCUAACGCUGAGGCAUUCUAUAACAACUUUUCGCUGAAUCGGCUGCGAUGGUCAUCGAACAACAUUUCGGCACCACAGGAGGCAGAGGACUUGGCUGUGAAGGCACUGCACAUGCUGGACGUGGAGCUGGCAAUCCGGGUCUACCGGCAGUUGUCGCAGCCGAGCCUGGUGCUGUGCCUGGAGAAGAUCCGCCACAUCCAUGAGAAGAAUCUGCUACUCGGCCACGUGUCGAUGAUCAUGGGGUACAUGAAGGACGCGCAGAACUUCUUUCUCCGCUCCUCGCAGCCGCUCUGCGCCUUGGAGAUGCGGCGCGAUAUGAUGCAGUGGGAGUCCGCACUCUCCCUCGCAGAGCAGCUCGCACCAGAGGAAGUGCCCAUCAUCUCGCGCGAGUAUGCGCAGCAGCUCGAGUAUCGCGGUGAGUACGUAAAGGCGGAGGAGAUGUUUCGGCAAGGUCACCGCAAGCCGCCUACAGGCCACGCGAGCACGGAGCUGGCGGUGAGCGUCCGAGAAGUGGAGCGGCACAACGAGCAAUGCUGGCAGGGUGCAGCCCGCUGCCAGAUUCGCACCGGCAACAUCGCCGAUGCGAUGAAGAUUGCGAAGGAGUCGACAGACUUGUCAUUCGUGAAGGACUGCGCGAAACUUUGCGAGGACAACCACAAGCACGAGGAGGCGGCGCAGCUCUACGAAAAGGCCGGCGACCUCGAGCGGGCGGCGACCAUCUACAUUGAGCGCUGCAAGAACCUGAAGGCGGCGUCUCGCCUGCUGCCCCUCAUCAAGUCGCGCAACAUUAUUGGCAUCUACGCCCAUGGCAAGGAGGCAGACGGGGCCUUCGCGGAGGCCGAGAAGGCGUACCUGCAGGCCGAGGACUGGGACAACGCGGUGCGGUUGAGGCUGGACAUGCUGAACGACCUUCAUGGCGCCUACGUCAUUGUACGGGAGACCCGCUCCGCCACCGCAGCUACACUCGUUGCCAAGAAGUGCAAGCUACAGAACGAGUAUGGCACUGCGGUCGAGUUUCUCGUGCUGGCCAAGUCGCUUACCGAGGCGUUCGAGCUGGCAAAGGCGCACGAUUGCAUGUUCCAUUUUGAGAGUGCCCUGCUGAAUCAAGUUCAGCUGAAGGACGGCGUCGCCCCGCUCGUGAACCAGGCAGACUUCACCAUGAUUGCGGAGUAUUACGACAACAACGGCAAACCUGGCCAGGCUGGCAUGUACUAUCACAUCGGUGGCAACUACCCUAAGGCGCUCACAAAGUAUCUCGAGUCGGGGCAGCCCGAGGACAUCGAGAAGGCGGUGGAGGUGGUGGGUAAGGCGCACAGCGACAGUCUGACGAACAAGUUCAUUGAUUACCUCAUGGGCGAGUCGGAUGGCGAGCCAAAGGAUCCAUCGUACAUUUUCAAGCUCUACUUAGCUAUGGGUAGCUACGAGAAAGCGGCGAAGACAUCCAUCAUUAUCGCGGCGAAGGAGCAGGAGAUGGGCAACUACAAGAGCGCGCACAAAACCCUCGUUGAGGCCUACCGCAUUCUUCUGCGGAAGAACAUACGCGUGCCGAACGACCUGCGCCGCACGCUGAUGCUACUACAUUCAUACAUCAUUGUCAAGGAUUUGCUUAAAAUCAUGCACUAUGAAGAUACGGCGUGCCGCAUGCUGCUGCGCGUGUCGCGCAACAUCCAAAAGUUCCCGAAGCACAUUGUCACCAUCGUCACCACGACUGUGCUGCAGUGCGUCAAGUCAAACUUCAAGAAGUCCGCCUUCGAGUACGCCUGCUUCCUCAUUCAGAACGAGACGUACCGGACGGAGAUGACGGAGAAGUCCCGCAAGAAAAUCGAGGGCAUCGUGCGUCGCCACACCAAAGAUGACGCUGCCGACCCAGUUGAGCCGACGCUGCCGUGUCCCUACUGUGACGCGCCCGUCGCCGAGACAGAGCUGGACUGCGGUGCCUGCAAGAACACGAUCCCGUUCUGUAUCGUGACAGGCAAGCACAUCGUAAAGAACGACUACGCGGCCACUCCUUGCUGUGGCUUCCUUGCCACCUACUCGGCGUUGAUGACACGGCUGAAGGAGACGCUCACGUGCCCGGUUUGCGAGGCGAUAAUCGACAUCAGUAAAGUGAGCCGUGAGACCGAGCCGGACUUAAAGACGCUUCUUUAG
Messenger RNA from Leishmania braziliensis MHOM/BR/75/M2904, 4131 nucleotides. RefSeq lists its product as hypothetical. NCBI's taxonomy places the organism in Eukaryota, Euglenozoa, Kinetoplastea, Trypanosomatida, Trypanosomatidae. The record is from RefSeq and is a predicted model, not a curated record. Gene Ontology annotation, molecular function: protein binding. Gene Ontology annotation, biological process: intraciliary retrograde transport; cilium assembly. The coding region runs from base 1 to 4131 and encodes 1376 amino acids. Gene Ontology annotation, cellular component: intraciliary transport particle A; cilium. The transcript has a single exon.